GCGCCAUGGCGGAGGGCGAGGGCCUGGUCUCGGUGGACUACGAGGUGUCCGGCAGGGUGCAGGGCGUUUUCUUCCGCAAGUACACCCAGGGGGAGGCUAAGAGGCUAGGACUCGUUGGCUGGGUCCAAAAUACUAGCCACGGCACCGUGCAAGGACAAAUUCAGGGUCCACCGGCCAGGGUACGGGAGCUGCAGGAAUGGCUCAGGAAGGUAGGAAGCCCCCAGUCCCGCAUCAGCCAGGCAGAGUUCAGCAAUGAGAAGAAGAUCACGGCGCUGGAGCACAAGGACUUCCAGAUUUUGAAAUAACCUUGUCCAGGAAGAAGCCAAAGCUGAAGCAUGAGCUGCCCUCACACAACAUUGCCCCUCUUCCCCAUUUGUUCAGUCAGCCAAUAUGCAGCUCUAGAGAACUUUAUUUCAUUACAUUUUUAAUUUAUUGGUUCGUUGUACUGUUAGUCUAACUCUUGGCCUUUCACAAAAUUUUGGCAGGCAGAGGAAGAGCUGUGCUACCUUUAUUAAAUAAAGGGGUUGUUCAGGGACACAGUGUCUAUUUCUGAAUGUCUGUGCAGAGUGGCGUUUGAGUAGUCGUACGUGAGUAAAAUUCCUGAUUUGUAUAGCGUUGUGCUCACUUGAAGGAAAUCAGAGAAUCGAUGCUGAUAAGAAAAAUUGCUGAAAACGUUAUUUCUGGCUCUGAAUGCCUCAGAAACAACUUGCUUUG
Molecule: messenger RNA, 714 nt
Organism: Haliaeetus leucocephalus (bald eagle)
Lineage: Eukaryota; Metazoa; Chordata; Aves; Accipitriformes; Accipitridae
Gene: ACYP1
Product: acylphosphatase 1, erythrocyte (common) type
Exons: 2
Coding region: 6-305 (99 amino acids)
Molecular function (GO): acylphosphatase activity
Source: RefSeq, a predicted model, not a curated record